Molecule: messenger RNA, 3195 nt
Organism: Budorcas taxicolor (takin)
Lineage: Eukaryota; Metazoa; Chordata; Mammalia; Artiodactyla; Bovidae
Gene: KSR1
Product: kinase suppressor of ras 1
Exons: 21
Coding region: 81-2867 (928 amino acids)
Biological process (GO): protein phosphorylation
Molecular function (GO): protein kinase activity; ATP binding
Source: RefSeq, a predicted model, not a curated record
CGGCUCGAGGAUUCCCUUUCGAGGCGCCCGCGCCCCCGGGCUCCGCCGCCUCGGCCACCCCGCGGCCCCGAUGCCGAGGCAUGGAUAGAGCGGCGCUGCGCGCGGCGGCGAUGGGGGAGAAGAAGGAGGGCGGCGGCGGGGGGGACGCGGCGGGCGCGGAUGGGGGCGCCGGGGCCGCGGCCAGCCGGGCGCUGCAGCAGUGCGGGCAGCUCCAGAAGCUCAUCGACAUCUCCAUCGGCAGCCUGCGAGGGCUGCGCACCAAGUGCGCCGUGUCCAACGACCUCACCCAGCAGGAGAUCCGGACCCUGGAGGCGAAGCUGCUCCGGUACAUCUGCAAGCAGUGGCAGUGCAAGCUGAGCGUGGCUCCGGGCGAGAGGACCUCGGAGCUCGACAGCUACCCUCGCUUCAGCGACUGGCUGUACACCUUCAACGUGAGGCCGGAGGUGGUGCAGGAGAUCCUCCGCGAGCUCACGCUAGAUGCCCUGCUGGACAUGAACGAGGCCAAGGUGAAGGAGACGCUCCGGCGCUGUGGGGCCAGCGCCGAGGAGUGUGGCCGCCUGCAGUACGCCCUCACCUGCCUGCGGAAGGUGACACGCCUGGGCGGGGAGCACAAAGAGGACUCAGGCUGGAGUUCGUCUGAUGCCCGGCGGGAAAGUGGCUCCGGGCCUCCCGCAGACACCCUCUCGCCAGCCAGCCUGUCCUGGCCUCCAGGGAGCUCCCAGCUGGGCAGACUGGGCAGCAGUGCCCAGGGCCCACGCUCCGUCUCCGUGUCCGCUCUGCCCGCCUCAGACUCCCCAAACCCCGGCCCCAGUGAGGGCCUGUCGGACCCCUUUAUCUCCUUGCACACCAGCGGCCGGUUGACCCCCCGCGCCCUGCCCAGCUUCAUCACCCCACCGACCACGCCCCAGCUCCGACGGCACUCCAAGCUGAAGCCACCCAGGACGCCGCCCCCGCCCAGCCGCAAGGUCUUCCAACUGCUGCCCAGCCUCCCCACGCUCACCAGGAGCAAGUCCCAUGAGUCUCAGCUGGGGAACCGCAUUGAUGAGGUCUCCCCGAUGAGGUUGGAGCACCCUCACGGAUCCCCACAGAUGGUACGAAGGGACAUCGGGCUCUCCGUGACACACAGGUUCUCCACCAAGUCCUGGCUGUCGCAGGUCUGCCGCGUGUGCCAGAAGAGCAUGAUGUUUGGAGUGAAGUGCAAGCAUUGCAGGUUCAAGUGUCAUAACAAGUGUACAAAAGAAGCCCCUGCCUGUAGAAUAUCCUUCCUUCCACUCCCCAAGCUUCGGAGGACAGAAUCCGUGCCCUCGGACAUCAACAAUCCGGUGGACAGAGCCACUGAACCCCAUUUCGGAACCCUCCCCAAAGCACUGACAAAGAAGGAGCAUCCUCCAGCCAUGAACCACCUGGACUCCAGCAGCAACCCGUCCUCCACCACAUCCUCCACGCCCUCCUCGCCCGCGCCUUUCCCAGCGUCGUCCAACCCAUCCAGUGCCACCACGCCCCCCAACCCCUCGCCUGGCCAGCGGGAUGUCAGGUUCAACUUCCCAGCUGCCCACUUCAUUCAUCAUAGACAGCAGUUUAUCUUCCCAGACAUUUCGGCAUUUCCACAGGCAGCACCGUUUGCCGAUGGAGCAGACAGUUCCCGGCUUGACGACCAGCCCAAAGCAGAUGUGUCGGAAGAUCAGGAAGUGGAGGCCGAAGAGCCUGAGGCCAGCAAGUCAGAGGCCGAAGACGACGAGGACGAGGUGGACGACCUGCCGACCUCCCGCCGGCCCUGGCGGGGCCCCAUCUCGCGCAAGGCCAGCCAGACCAGCGUGUACCUGCAGGAGUGGGACAUCCCCUUCGAGCAGGUGGAGCUGGGCGAGCCCAUCGGGCAGGGCCGCUGGGGCCGGGUGCACCGCGGCCGCUGGCACGGCGAGGUGGCCAUCCGCCUGCUGGAGAUGGACGGCCACAACCAGGACCACCUGAAGCUGUUUAAGAAGGAGGUGAUGAACUACCGGCAGACGCGGCACGAGAACGUGGUGCUCUUCAUGGGGGCCUGCAUGAACCCGCCCCACCUGGCCAUCAUCACCAGCUUCUGUAAGGGACGGACGUUGCACUCGUUUGUGAGGGACCCCAAGACAUCUCUGGACAUCAACAAGACCAGGCAGAUCGCCCAGGAGAUCAUUAAGGGCAUGGGGUACCUCCACGCCAAGGGCAUCGUGCACAAAGAUCUCAAAUCCAAGAAUGUCUUCUACGACAAUGGCAAAGUGGUCAUCACAGACUUCGGGCUGUUCGGGAUCUCGGGCGUUGUGCGAGAGGGACGGCGUGAGAACCAGCUGAAGCUGUCACAUGACUGGCUGUGCUACCUGGCCCCCGAGAUCGUGCGGGAGAUGACCCCUGGGAAGGACGAGGACCAGCUGCCCUUCUCCAAAGCUGCCGACGUCUAUGCAUUCGGGACUGUUUGGUAUGAGCUGCAAGCCAGAGACUGGCCCUUGAAGAACCAAGCUGCAGAGGCCCUGAUCUGGCAGAUUGGAAGCGGAGAGGGCAUGAAGCGAGUCCUCACCUCCGUCAGCCUGGGGAAGGAAGUUACCGAGAUCCUGUCCGCCUGCUGGGCCUUCGACCUGCAGGAGAGGCCCAGCUUCCCCCUGCUGAUGGACAUGCUGGAGAAGCUGCCCAAGCUGAACCGGCGGCUCUCGCACCCUGGGCACUUCUGGAAGUCUGCUGAGCGCUGGCGGAGCCGCUACUACGGGAAAGGACGUUCCGGUCACCCUGACUUUGGGAACAACUGUCCAGUCCUGGAGGAAUACAUUAACAGCAGCAAAGUUGUACCCCGGUUUGAAAGGUUUGGCUUGGGCAUCGUGGAGUCCAGUAAUCCAAAGAUGUAGCCAGCUGUGCAGUUUUUCUGAUGACAUAUUUCUUUCUUAAAUGUGUCUCUAAAACAUCCGAACCACCACCACGACAAAAAAACAAUGCUCUUCAAAAUGCCAGCCACCCUCCUAAGUGCCGCAAACCAGGAGCAUGAGGCCUUGGUUUAGACCGUUCAUCUGCAAAAACACUUGGGUCCUGGAAAUGGAGCUGUGCCUGCUGUUUCUUAAAAUGACAUCACCAACAACCAGACCUGUCCUGACAGGCAGCAGAUGUUUACAUGUAUGUUCAUGUGGAGUUGGACUUGAGGUUGUACAAUAGGUAUUAAUAAAAAUAACGGUCUGUGCA